AAUUGAACCUAAUACCCUCUAGCUUCAGUAAUUGUUGUUAAAGAGUGUUUUUUUUUUUUUUCUACUUAGCCCUUCUUUGAUCUUCCAAAUUUCAUACUUCAUAUGAUAUGGCAAAUUUUGGAACUAGCCAAAGAAUACCAACCUCCUCAAAACCUUCAACCAAAGUUGAAUCUCAUGAACCAAAAGAGAAUCAUGAAAAGCUCUAUACUGACAUCAAAAUAUACUGUCCCUUUAACAUGCCGUUAACUUCAGAAGCUGCAGCAAUCAGAAUCAUGAGGAACUUAGGGAAUCUUGGUUUAUAUUACACAUUAUUCUUUUGGAUCAUACUCUUCAUAGUCCUCAUCCCCAGGCAUAAAAUUUCAUUGAUUAUUUUGGUUAUAAUGACAUAUGUAAUAACCAUUUACUGUUUAAUUCUAAGGGCAUUCCCUUAUUCUAUUUUUCUUCACAAAGUCAUAGAUAAAAGGUUUGUGUUGUCAUUGCUAGUGUUUGUAACUGUGGUGAUGCUUGUGGUGACUGAAGCUGGGUCUCAUCUUGCAGUUACUUUAGCUAUUGCUGUUCCUAUAAUUUUGAUUCAUUCACUUUUAUGGAUUGCUCAUCACCAUUCCUUUGACACUGAAGAUCAUUAUUGUAAUUGUAAUUGUGAAGUUGGUGCUGAUGGCACAGAGGAAGUUUGAUUUUUUAGUUAUAAGUCAACAUUCUCAAUUUUGUUUUUUUUUUUUUUCACUGCAAUUGUAAUGUAAUAGAAGUGUUGGAAUUGUGAA
Molecule: messenger RNA, 761 nt
Organism: Arachis stenosperma
Lineage: Eukaryota; Viridiplantae; Streptophyta; Magnoliopsida; Fabales; Fabaceae
Product: PRA1 family protein F4-like
Exons: 1
Coding region: 108-674 (188 amino acids)
Source: RefSeq, a predicted model, not a curated record